Molecule: messenger RNA, 255 nt
Organism: Nezara viridula (southern green stink bug)
Lineage: Eukaryota; Metazoa; Arthropoda; Insecta; Hemiptera; Pentatomidae
Source: the annotation of a GenBank genome assembly
AUGGCAGCGUGGCAAAUGAGACAGAAGGAAACAUUGAUUAUAGCCGGGAGUUGGGGAGGUGGUGCCGCCUGGUGGCCUUCCUCCCAACCAAAGGCUGACCGGCGCAGCGACGCUAGAGCCACCUUCAGCCGCUCGAGGGCAACAGUCAAUCAGUUGCCAAGCUUCAAGGAGCUCUAUCAUGGGGGCUGUCCCUAUCUUCCUGGCUGCCUACCUCCUCUCCCUGGCACAGGUGAGUACUUCUUGUCUCUGCUCUAA